This is a messenger RNA of Dunckerocampus dactyliophorus (ringed pipefish), 1054 nucleotides long. It is a transcript of the gene ubl4a, whose product is annotated as ubiquitin like 4A. The transcript has 4 exons. Bases 119 to 589 code for a protein of 156 amino acids. Gene Ontology annotation, biological process: post-translational protein targeting to endoplasmic reticulum membrane. The record is from RefSeq and is a predicted model, not a curated record. NCBI's taxonomy places the organism in Eukaryota, Metazoa, Chordata, Actinopteri, Syngnathiformes, Syngnathidae. Gene Ontology annotation, molecular function: protein binding.
GCAGUUAAACACGGGGCGUUAACGAAGAAGAAGAAACUCUACACCUAAACUAGCCACGAUAUUUUGUUGCCUAGUCUAAAUAGAGUCGUCUUUGAUUUGUUCAGGGGUACAUUUAAAAAUGAUCCUUACUGUGAAGCCGCUUCAAGGGAAGGAAUGCAGCGUACACGUGAAAGAAGAUGAAAAGGUUUCCACAGUGAAAGAACUUGUAUCUGACCGUCUCAACAUACCACCUAAUCAGCAGAGAUUGCUUUAUAAAGGCAAAGCGCUAGCUGAUGAGCACAGACUAAGUGACUACUCCAUUGGGCCAGAAGCUAAAUUAAAUCUAGUAAUCCGUCCAGUGGGAGAGAGGACUGCCUCUUCAGGGUUGACCGCCAACAGUAGCACAACACAAGGAGGAGUGUGGCAGAGUGUGUCCACAAUCCUUGCUAAACACUUCAGUCCUGCAGAUGCUGCAAAAGUCCACGAACAGUUGAUUAAGGAUUAUGAGCGCUCACUGCGACAACUUAGUCUCGACGACAUAGAACGUCUGGCCGGGAGGCUGCUUCACCCCGAUGCCAACGGCAUGGACACGUCAUCAUACAUGGACUAAGAAGCUGCUGACUUGAAAUAUAGUGUGGUUCAGGGGGCUGCACAGAGCUCAGACAUGCUGAGAGUUGAAAGUGAUGUGAGGUGAAAAUACAGUUUGUUGCAGAGAGUGCUGUGUGUGCCUAAUCAGCGACUGAGUGAGCUUGGACAUAGCUUAUCUCUGUGAUAGCACUGUCUUAUCCAGUUGAAAGACUUGGUCUGUGUCAUUAAUGCUGCAGCCAUGUCACAAGACUUGAUCACACAAUAUUUUAAUACAAAGGAAUCAUUCAUGCUGUUUGUCUCAUGUUAUAUUUGCCUGCUACAACUCCCAGGGAACACUUGUCUUUGAGGGUAUUUAUUUUUAAUGUCAGUGUUUUUAACAAAUGUUUGUUGUUCAACCAGGACAAGGCAGUACAUAUCUCUGUGGUCUCAUUGUAUGAUUUGUAAAUACUCUUGUUUAUAUUCCAAUAUUAAAUCAGGAUAAACAUUA